CGACGAGGGUUCAUGUUGCAUCCGGGUCCUGUCGCUUUAAGAGAGACUCCGCCCUCCCCCGCUUCGCCUUGGAGGUGCUGAAAACGCUCGGCUCGCUUCAGUACCAGCAGCCAUGGCCGAAAUAAAGACGGGGAUUUUCGCCAAAAACGUCCAAAAGAGGCUCAGUCGGGCUCAAGAGAAGGUGCUGCAGAAGUUGGGGAAGGCUGACGAGACGAAAGAUGAGCAGUUUGAACAGUGUGUGCAGAACUUCAAACGACAGGAGUCAGAGGGUGCCAGGCUACAGAGAGAGAUGAAGGCUUAUAUAGCAGCUGUGAAAGGAAUGCAGCAGGCCUCCAUGAAUCUGACAGAAUCGCUCCAUGAAGUCUAUGAGCCUGACUGGCAUGGCAAGGAUGAUGUUAUGUCCAUUGGAAAGAACUGUGAUGAAUUAUGGGAAGACUUCCAUCAGAAGCUGGUGGACUCCACAAUUAUCGCACUGGACACAUAUUUGGCCCAGUUCCCUGAUAUCAAGGUUCGAGUAGCAAAGCGAAGCAGAAAGUUAAUUGACUAUGACAGUGCACGGCACCAUCUCGAGACCCUGCAGACUUCCACUGUGAGGAAUGAAAAAAAGAUUGCAAAGGCAGAGGAAGACUUGAAAAAAGCCCAGAAGGUGUUUGAUGAUCUGAACGUGGAUCUUCAGGAUGAGCUGCCCACUCUUUGGGACAGUCGAGUGGGGUUUUAUGUGGACACCUUCAAGAGUGUCAGCAGCCUGGAAGCCAAAUUCCACAGGGAAAUCUCCUUUCUCUGUCACAAGCUGUAUGAGGUGAUGAACAAACUCGCAGAGCAACACUCAGACAAAAUGUUCACCAUACAAGGAGCACCCAGUGACUCGGGGCCCCUGCGCCUGGCCAGGACUCCAACGCCUCCCGAGGAUGAGAGUCCAGAGGGCAGCCCUGCUGUCAGUCCCAACCACACACUGAGACCUACUUCACCUGGUCCUCCUCGACCCAAAUCCCCCUCACAGCUCAAGAUGGGGCCUCCAAAGCCUCCUCCUCCCAAAGUCACUCCAACCAAGGAACUGGCACAGGAGCAAAUCAUUGACCUGUUUGACGGAGGCUUUCCUGAGAUCAGUGUCACUUCACCACAGCCGAAUGAGAAACCUGGAGAAUCUCUCCUGGACUUGGACUUUGAUCCGUUCAAACCGGACAGCAAUACACCCAUUGGUCAAACCCAAUCACCUGCAUCUCAGGCACUACCCUGGGAUCUAUGGGCGGCAAAUACUGAGGCCCAGCCUGCUCCUGAUGCUGGCUUCACUGCCAACUGGACAGCUGACUUUGGUUCUGCUGGAGCCAGUGCUGAAGAUUCGGGAGCUGUUCAGCCUGCGACUGAUGGGCAAGGCUGGCCUCCAGCAGACGGAUGGCCCACAGAGGCAGCACCUCAAGGAGAAGCAACCACAGACGAGGUGACCAACAAAGCUUUUAAUGGAUUUGCUCAGACGGAUGCGUCAGCACCAUUUGUGGCAGACUUUGAUAAAAUGCCUGAGGCCCCAGAGGGGGCAGAGGCUGGUACAGAGGCAGCCCCAGAAGGUGAGGGGGUCCUAGCACCAGAGGGUGAGGGGGCCCCUGCACCAGUCGCUGAGGUUGGCGAGGGGGGCCCUGUCACUACUCCUCCUGCAGAGACCACAACUGAACCAGCAGAGUCCACUGCUGCUUCUAGCCCUCCUGCAGAGACAGCUCCUAGCACAGUGGAGUCUCCUACGGCUGCUGAGACUGAGGCAGCAGAGCAGACUGAGACAACUCCAGCUGAAGACACAGAGAAAGAGCAAGUCAGUCAAGAGGCGCUGGAAUCUGCUCCAGCGGCAGAAGCAGGACAGGAGUCACCUGCAGAGGUUUUGGCCUCUGCAGAAGAUAAAGAGUCUCCUAUUGAAGAGACUCCGACCAUAGAGACCAAACCAGAAGAUGAAGCUGGUAAAGUAGAAACCAAACCAGAAGAUGAAGUUGGCACAGUAGAAACCAAGCCAGAAGAUGAGGUUGGCACAGUAGAAACCAAGCCAGAAGACGAAGCUGGUACUGUAGAAACCAAACCAGAAGAUGAGGCUGACACAGUAGAAACUAAGCCAGAGGAUGAGGCUGGUACAUUAGAGACUAAACCAAAGGAUGAGGCUGGUACAGUAGAGACCAAACCAGAAGAUGAGGCUGGUACAGUAGAGACCAACCCAGAAGAUGAGGCUGGUACAGUAGUGGUCAAACCAGCCAAUGAAACCAGUAAGGAGGGUGCAGAAAAGGAGGAGAAGAUGCCUAUUCCUUCUGUAGUAAUUGAACCUGCAUCCAGCAAUGAGGGCGAUGAUGACCGUGAUGGUGACAUAACAUCUCCAACAGCAACCAGUGGAAAUGACGUGACACCAGACAGCCAAAUAGCCAAAGACAUCUCUUCCUCUGGCAUGCCUCCAGGCUUCAUAUUCAAGGUUGAAACAAUGCACGAUUUUGAGGCCGCAAACCCUGAUGAGCUUGAGCUGAAGAGAGGAGACAUAGUUCUUGUUGUUCCUACAGAGCUAGUGGAAGAUCAGGAUGCUGGUUGGCUCACUGGCAUUAAGGAGAGUGACUGGCUACAGCACGGCGCCUCUGCUCAGAAAGGACUGUUUCCAGAGAACUUCACACAGCGUGUGGGCUAAAGCCUCAAAGCAUGCCGGAGCAGGGCAUGCAGCAGCCGAGAGCUACAGACAGACCCACUAGCAUGGAGUCUGGCGCCCUGACUGACAACCGUCAAUCGGAGCGAACAAGGCAAACUAUAUCCAAGAGGACAAAACACAAUCAACAAAACGAGUGGAUACACGAACCCCUACUCAGAGCUUAAAGAAAAUAACAGAGCAUGAUGCGAUAGUAUGGUCUACCUUCCUCUCGAACCAAGACCUCUCUGUUUUUGUUUGUUUACCUGUAAGCAGCAGCGAAUUGAUGUGUGCUUUGUUGGAACUGUGGUGACCUCCACAUGUAACCCCUAUCUGUUUAAAGGAAAACUAAAAAUGGGAGUUCUCCUCUAAAGACAAAAAAAUUAACCUUAUCUUCUCUGCACCAAGUGUAUUGUAUUGAGUUUGUUGCUCUGCAGCAAAUUUUAUCAGAAUUUGUAGUGAUAUGAUCUAUUUAACCGUUCUAAGUGUUAACGCGAGACUUCAAUGUUUUCUUUGAGACAUUUCAGACCUAAAUGUUACCUUGCAUCAUUGUUAGUGUUCUCUGUAGUUUUCCUGGCUGGGCGUGUACAGCUGUGGUGAAAACAUUUGGCAUAACUGACAUCGACACUUGUUUAUUGACAAGAGUGCUCUUUGCCAAAUGAAUUAAAUCCUUAGUAUGUUGAGUUAUGAGCAUGCAAAAUGUUUCAAGAAGAAUGGCUGGGACCUGGCAUUUGGCAAAUACAGCUUUGCAAAAUACUAAACGUUGUUCCCUACUACAGAAACGUCCGUAUAUCCACAAUUAGAUAAAAUACUGAAAUUAUCCUGUGAACAUGUAUGGAAAAAACAAGAUGUUGAAUGCAAUUUUAUGUGUUGAGAAAUUCUAUUUAUUUAACUUUAUAUUUUUUAAGCUGAAGCUCACUGGGAGAGUUCUGGGGUGGGGUAUCUGCAAAAUAUGCAAUAUAUGUCAUUUGGUUUAAAAGGUAACCAUUGUCUUGAUUGUUUAGUUUUAGAGGGUAAAGGUCACUCCUGUGUUUGUACUGUUACUCUUCACUGUAGAGAUUUUCGUGAUGUACAUAUCCGUGUUAAUUUAUCUAUAAAGUGAAUAAAGAAUACUUCAUAUGGUUAUAUGUUCAUCUUAA
Messenger RNA from Colossoma macropomum (tambaqui), 3780 nucleotides. RefSeq names its product amphiphysin (gene amph). NCBI's taxonomy places the organism in Eukaryota, Metazoa, Chordata, Actinopteri, Characiformes, Serrasalmidae. The record is from RefSeq and is a predicted model, not a curated record. Gene Ontology annotation, molecular function: phospholipid binding; protein binding. Gene Ontology annotation, biological process: synaptic vesicle endocytosis. Bases 113 to 2647 code for a protein of 844 amino acids. The transcript is spliced from 26 exons. Gene Ontology annotation, cellular component: synaptic vesicle; cytoplasm; plasma membrane.